UUACCUAUUUUAACUCACAAAAUUGUUUUGCACCUAUUAUAAAAGUUGAUAGUCUUGAAUGUUGGAAAUUGUUUCUCUAUAUGGGCGUCCAAUCAGUACAUUUCAUUAGCCUACUCAGCACUUCCGCAGUGAGAAGUUUAUACUGUAAUGUGCGGAUUUUAAAGGCUUUAAAUAUUUAGUUUUAAUAGUAAUUGCAGAGACGUACUGACAAACUUUGUUAAGUAAUUUAAAUCGCUUCUUCUAGUAAUAUAGGCAAACUAGUCCUAUUGAUCACAUUUGUUGGCUUCGUAACAUUGAAACCUAACAUUGAAACCGUUAGAUUUUAACUUAAAUAACAAUUUCUUUCAGGAUCAUUUAAAAAUUAAUUUUAAUUUACUUGUUUUUGUGACAUUAUUGAAAGUAAACUAAAACUUCCAACUAAGUUCUAGUCUUUACACCAGUUUAAAUUUGAAACCGAAUAAUAGGUUGUUUUGAAUGAAAAAUAAUUAUGUAAAAGAUGAAUGGGUUGCAAGAUGUCUCCAAAUGAGUAAAUGCUCUCAGUUUGUUAAUCAUCAAAAAACUAAUUUCCAGCUAGUGAAUGAUUGAGAUGAGAUAUUGAUACAAAGGAAGCAGAAUGUUGAUAAAGAGAACCUGUAUUGCAGUAUGUAUGUCAUGGCUUUGUUUACCAAGCCACGUGUAGAGUGAGUCAGCAGUGAAUAGGAACUGGACUGACUCACACACUGGGAGGUGUGAUGUACAGUAGUGUGUGGUGGUGUGGUGUAGUAGUACAGUACUGAACAGUAGAGUAGAGCAGAGAGGUAGUGGGUGCCAGCCACACAGUCUACUGGAGUGGACCAUUUACUUGUGUACCAUGUUGUUGCUUGUUUACCCAGGUCUAGAAACUGAUACCAUCGCUCCGAAGGAGGCGGUGGAUCACGCUACGACUUCAAAGCAUAAGAAGAAGCAUCAGACCGAGAAAUGGAACCAGAAGCUGUCGAAACAGACCUACACGCACUCCUGGAUGGUCACCUCGCUGAAAGGUCACACAGGUCAGGUCACUGACAUCGACUUCAGUCCCAACGGAAAGUUCCUUGUCACGUGUGCUGAAGCAGAUGGCAGCAGUGGUACAUCAAGCGGAAGCGAGAACAACAAAGAGAAUAACCCACGUCAGCCCACACUGAGUCGACGGCAGAAGAAAAACCGGACCAGAAAGGAUGACGGGUCUCCGGGUACCGUGAAGAAGAAGGAAACGGUGAGAAAGCAGAAGCAGAAACCGUCACCGGAGAUGUCAAGACAGUUACAGUCCCUCAACCUGUCUUCGGAGUACGAGUUGGACGCCUAUCUUCGCACCUACCUCAUGACUCCCCAACAGCUCGUGGAACUGGGGUUUCCGUUCGAGAAUGCUCUGUAUCCAGGCAAAGGGAUGAUUAUGAAGACUUCCGAUCCCAGCCAGAAAGUUAUAAACACCCAUAGACCUGGCUUUGAUGUUAACGCUAGAGAAUUUGUGCCAAAAGAAAAUAAUUCUUUUUAUAUGAACAGUCUCAUUAACAGCCUGGAGGAUGAGCGCCAUUCUUACGGAGGGAGGGUAUCUCGACUACCAACUGAGACGAGAGCUGAGGCACGCAAGUGCGUCAGGUGCAUGAAGGAAUUCUUCGUCACCAACAAUGGCGAAUAUUUAAGUGAAGAGCAAUGUGUCUACCAUUGGGGACGAAUCCAUCCUAAUAAGGAGCAUCCGACACACUACGUGUGCUGCCAAGGGAAACCUCACUCCAGAGGGUGCACUUUAGGCAGAUUACAUGUCUGGAGCGGCAUCUCCGUAGGAAUGAAUGGCCCUCUGGAGGGCUUUGUGCGGACACGCCCACGGAAGAAUCCUCCUGCAGACGAGCUUCCGGGUAUCUACGGAUUAGACUGCGAGAUGUGUUACACUACGACAGGGUUAGAGUUGGCAAGAGUCACAGUCGUCGCUAGAGACGGAAAAUUGGUCUAUGAUUCGAUAGUCCGGCCAGAGUCGGAAGUAAUAGAUUAUAAUACCAGGUUCUCGGGCGUGUCUGCCAAAGACUACAGCAACGGUAGGUGCUCUAAGUCACUGCGUGAGGUGCAAAGUGACCUCAUGGGAUUUAUCAAAGCCGACACGAUUCUGAUCGGACACGGGUUAGAAAAUGAUCUACGUGCCCUGAAGAUGAUCCAUAAUACAUGUGUAGACACUUCUGUCAUUUUUCCCCACCACUACGGCCUUCCUUAUCGCCGCUCGUUGAAAAGUCUCGCAAUUUAUCUCCUCAACAGAUCGAUACAAACGUCUCCUGCUGGCCACGACAGUUCAGAAGACGCGAGGACUUGUAUCGGUCUUAUGUUGUACAGAAUCCAAAAGGACUACCACCUUAAUCUUAAGUUUAGUGUGUGAAGAUGUCCUUUAGUCUAAUUAGUUUUUAAGUCUCGUGAUUCUAUUGUAAAUAUGUAAAUAUCUCAUUCUCUAGGUUAAGUUUUUUUUCGUUUAGUCUAUAUUUAGGUUUAAGCUUCAUUGUAUGUACAUAUCUCAGCUCUUCAUUCUCGACCAAUCGAUUUUAGUCAAAACGCAUUUUUUAUUAGUUCCUCCUAGUUUUAUAUACGGAUUUGUGACUUUUGUAUGAUUGUGUAAUUAUAUAGGUCUUCUUAUUCGUAAUAAGAUCCAAGUAUUUUUAUAUUGGGCUCGUGUUGUAAAGUUUAACUGUGAUUGGAUUUUGAUGGACGAAACUUAAUUUCAAGAGAAUGUUGUGAUGAUGGUAUUGUCCUGGAAGUUGGAGACUGCAGUGAUAUGUAUUUUGUACUGGGAAAUUUGAUAAAAAAAGUUUUCUAAACAGA
Molecule: messenger RNA, 2817 nt
Organism: Homalodisca vitripennis (glassy-winged sharpshooter)
Lineage: Eukaryota; Metazoa; Arthropoda; Insecta; Hemiptera; Cicadellidae
Product: RNA exonuclease 1 homolog
Exons: 3
Coding region: 851-2380 (509 amino acids)
Cellular component (GO): nucleus
Molecular function (GO): protein binding; nucleic acid binding; exonuclease activity
Source: RefSeq, a predicted model, not a curated record